Messenger RNA from Aureobasidium uvarum, 1652 nucleotides. NCBI's taxonomy places the organism in Eukaryota, Fungi, Ascomycota, Dothideomycetes, Dothideales, Saccotheciaceae. The record is from the annotation of a GenBank genome assembly.
UCGGCAAGAUGACGAGAUCGUGGCAGGAAGUCGUAGCAGCCAAGAUCGGUACUCGAGAAGCAUUGAUCCAAGUACACAAUUCCAACAGCGAAACACCUAAAAUCAAAGACCUCACAGCGAUAGAUGAUGCCAGUAGAUUGACUCAGCUACUCGCUUCCGGCAGUGUCACAGCGGAGGAAAUCAUCAAGGCUUACAUCAACCAGUAUGUCAAAGUCACAAACUGUCUCACAGAAAUUUGCUUUGACGACGCCAUAUUGCAGGCAAGACGUCUCGAUGACUACCAACGAGAACAUGGGGAGUUGCUGGGCCCUCUUCACGGUGUACCAAUCUCUCUCAAAGAUCAAUUCAACGUCACCGGCUUCGAUUCAACCUUGGGCUAUGUUGGUCGUGCUUUCCACCCAGCAGAGUCUAAUGCACUUCUCGUCGAUACCUUACAAGGACUAGGCGCCAUAAUCAUUGCAAAAACGAACUUGCCGCAGAGUAUCAUGGUAGGUGGAAAGUCUUGCAAGAGAUCGAGACAGAUGUUGACUGGGCCANNGUGGUGCGAGACUGAAAAUCCACUAUGGGGAUUGACCACUCACCCGAUGAACAAGGAUUUUACUUCCGGAGGCUCCUCCGGUGGUGAGGCAGCUUUGGCAUCACAUGGCUCACUCAUUGGCUGGGGCACUGAUAUUGGCGGAUCCAUCCGUAUCCCCAGUCAUAUGAAUGGUCUCUGGGGCUUCAAACCAAGUGUAAAAUGUCACAUCCAUACACAUGUCCAUACAUCCACUGACGCUAUUGACAGNAGUGGACGUAUGUCGUACCGAGGUGUUGAGGUAUCCCAGGAAGGCCAGCAGCAUGUACCUUCCGCUGUUGGUCCCAUGACAAGAUCUCUGAGCUCCAUGGUUCACGUUACAAAACUUGUGAUUGAAGCAAAGCCCUGGUCUCUAGACUCACAACUACCUCCAAUGCCCUGGAGGAGCGAUGUUUUCGACACCUUCGCUUCAAAAUCACUCGUCAUUGGUGUGAUGCCUGAUGAUGGUGUGGUCAAGGUUCACCCACCAAUAGCACGUGUGUUUCGCGAGACGGUGGCAAAAUUGCAGACUGCCGGUCACGAGAUUGUGGAGUGGGACAAUUCGUUGAACGGCAAGUGUGUCGCGAUCAUGGUACACGGGGGCGAAGAUAUCCGAUCUGCUGUACUGCAAAGCGGCGAGCCAUUCAUACCACACGUACAAGCUCUGAUCGAUCGCGGUUCGCCAAUCACAGUCUACGAAUACUGGCAGUUGAACAAGAGGAAGGUGGCCGCUCAACAAGCAUACCUCGAAAUGUGGAAUAGCCUGCAGUCUCCAUCAGGACGUUCAGUCGAUAUACUGCUUGUCCCCACCAUGCCACAUACCGCUGUACCUCACCGCUGCUGCCGCUGGGUGGGCUACACCAAGCUCUUCAACUUUCUCGAUUAUCCGGCGUUGUCGUUUCCAGCGGGGAGAGUUGACAAAGAGGUUGACGGCAAGUUGGAUCAAGGAUAUGUUGCUCGCAAUGAUCAUGACUCUUGGAACCAGAAACUAUAUGAUCCCGAGUCGAUGCAUGGCCAUCACAUUGGUCUGCAGAUCGUCGGGCGCAGAUUCGAAGAAGAGAAGGUGUUGGGGGCAGCUCAGCAGAUAGAGAGUUUGCUC